UCUCUCACUCACUGUCGCUCUAAUCCAGCACUCAGGUGUUUGAGUUCCUGCGACUGCCACCCUCGUAUCAAAGCGCUGUGCAGAGGAACGAUGGAAGACACGUUGUUGAGCGACCUGACCGGGAGUUAAAGAACCGACAGAAUCGAGUUGUCGAACAGAAUUAUCCCUUGCAGAGCAGUAAAUCCAUCCAACCCCCCCCCCAAUUUCAAGCGAACGAGAGCUUCACUCGCCUGUUUCUGUGUGUAUCGCCUUGGAUUGAUUCACUUCACCUUGGAACUCCUCAGUUUCGCACAGAGUGGACCAAAAGCCGGGCAGACACGAGGAUGUGACGCCGCACCCCAGCAGGAGGCGAAACGCCAGCCUUUUGGAUGAGGAGGAGACAGAUUGGCAAACGCAAUUCACACGGUACUGCAUAAAAUAAAACUGCACCGAAAACGUGGAUGCAACAUUUUGCCAAAUGCGUUUCCUCCUUCUUCUUCUUCUUCAAGUGCCUACAAGUGAAUGAGUGGCCAAAGUGAAGACAAUGAAACUCGGCAGCUGCCUUGAGGUGGGGUGUCGGCAGCACACUGCGCUUUACACAACAUAGACGCUCACGCUGCUUUUUUAUUUUUCUUUCUGCAAGCAUAAUGAUCAUCAGGAGGCUCAUGAAGAAAACUGAGCAGUGGUUUCCUACGCUGCAAUUACUGCUGAAGCCACUUGGAGGUUUUGGUUGUGGUGAGAAUGACAGCUUGCCAUUCGUUUUUCAUUUUUGUACUGUCUUUUAAAGCACUCCCUUAGGUAGCCGUCCAAGGGAGUCGGAGAAUCCGUUUUUUAAGUUUGCAACCUGCUAAGAAAAAUUUGACUUCUUCUCUCAAUGCGCAGGCAGAGAGCCGUGAGCAACAGACAUCAGGAAUCCUCAACAGCUGCUCAACGUUUCGCAACAUCUUCAUUCAGCUGCUGCUUCACAAGCAGUUUACUUCCUUUGGGAUUAUUUUAAGUUUUUCUUUUCUUUGUGCGGCGUAACGUUACUCAAAUGGCAUGGGUCAGGUUGUUCAGGAAACCUGGGAGCAAUCUGGGAAAAUCCUACCAGCCUGGGAGUAUGCUAUCACUGGCUCCUACAAAAGGCUUGCUUAAUGAGCCAGGACAGAACAGUUGUUUUCUUAACAGCGCUGUGCAGGUUCUGUGGCAGUUGGAUAUUUUCAGAAGAAGUUUACGGCAGCUGCCUGGUCAUAUCUGUCUUGGAGAAGCCUGUAUAUUUUGUGCUUUAAAAAGUAUUUUUGCCCAGUUUCAGCAUAGCCGUGAAGGAGCGCUCCCUUCGGAUAUACUGCGGAAUGCCCUAGCAGAGACCUUCAAGGAUGAGCAUCGCUUCCAGCUUGGCCUUAUGGAUGAUGCUGCCGAAUGCUUUGAAAAUAUUCUAGAUAGAAUUCAUUUUCACAUUGUGCCUGACAAUGAAAAAGACAUCUGCACUUCAAAAUCCUGUAUUACCCACCAGAAGUUUGCAAUGACUCUUUAUGAACAGAGUGUUUGUCGCAGUUGUGGAGCAUCAUCUGACCCCUUGCCUUUUACAGAAUUGGUGCAUUAUGUUUCAACAACAGCUCUGUGUGAUCAAGUAAACAAAAUGAUGGAAAGAAAUGAACGCCUUAAAUCAGAUAUGUUUGGAGAACUGCUGCAAGCGGCAAGCACCGUUGGUGAUCUUAGGAACUGUCCAAGCAACUGUGGGCAGAAGAUUAAGAUACGGCGUGUGUUAAUGAACAGCCCAGAAAUUGUUACCAUAGGCUUGGUCUGGGACACUGAGAACUCCGAUCUGACUGAUGAUGUCAUCAGAUCUCUUCGGCCACACCUGAAUCUGUCUGGGCUUUACUAUCGUGUAACAGAUGAGCAAGCUAAAAGGAGUGAGCUCCUUCUUGUUGGGAUGAUUUGCUUCUCUAGUAGACAUUACUGUGCCUUUGCUUAUCACACCAAAUCCUCCAAAUGGGUUUUCUUUGAUGAUGCCACUGUAAAAGAAGUUGGAACUAAAUGGAAAGAUGUAGUUUCAAAAUGUUCCAGAGGCCACUUUCAGCCGCUCUUACUCUUUUAUUCAAACCCUGACGGGACUGCGGUGUCAUCUGAAGAUGCGCUUAAACAACCCAUUUUGUGUUCUCAUUAUAAAUGGCCACUCAGUGAAGAGAUUUCUGGAAAGGACAUUCCAACAUCUGGGUCCAGAAAGCUGGAACCUCCAAAAGAGAAUGGAGUUGGCCUAUUCUCAAGUCAAACCAGCUUCAAACACAAAUUACAGAUUUCUUCUAAUUCUGGAUUUAACAGAGGGACUGGUCAGACGAGUGGAGGCAGAGGGCCAGUAAAGAUCAUUUCCUCCGAUCCAAGGAGUAAGUUGGGUGAGUUAUCAAGAGAAUGUGCACAAAAAGCUGGACAAGUUAAGAACCAGCCCCGGAUUCAAAAGAAGGAGUUCGAAAGAGGGCAAAGGAGACCAGAAAUGGGCAGAAGUCAAGAUUUGAAUUCAGACAACAGAAUGUACUCCAAGUCUGCAUCACCCCCUACAGAAAAUGGAUUUAAACUAUAUGUGGAUCAACGGUUGUAUGCAAGUCAAGGUAAAGGUUCAUCCCGUCCAGAAAAAAUGCCCCAUUUUACAAAACAAUCCCAGGACAACUGCUUUCCAAACAAUAGAGUACAAGUGCUGCCAAGCUCCCCAACACCUUGCCAGGUUGGAAAUGAACAUUUUAGUGGCUAUGAUACAGACAGCAGUCAGGACUCCAGGGCGAAGAAUAGUUCAAGUCGCAGUAAAGCGAAGGCUUGGAAGCCCAUGAGACAAACGCUCAACGUUGACAGCGUAUUUAGAGAGAAUGAGAAGCAGCACCAGAGUCCUCGGCACAAGCCUGCAUCCAAUGAGAGAGUAAUGAGCCCCAAACAGUGGCCCAGGGAGGACCGAAUGCAGAAAAGCUUAAUGACCAUCUAUGAGGAUGAACAGAAACAGGAAACGGGAAGCAAGAGCUCACUGGAAUCUGAUGACAAAGGAAACACAGAAAAAGAUAAGACUACAGGUUCGUUGAUCCUGAAAGUCCAUACUGAUAGUUGGCAGAUGCAGCGAACUGAAUCAGGGUAUGAAAGUUGUGACCGACUCAGUAAUGGUUCUACAAAUCUAGAUUCUCCUGUUGUUGAAAAUUCCAUCUCCUUGGACCUCAAGUGUAUGCCAGAUCAUCAGACAUCCAGAGAUCGAUUUGAGCAAAGAAUAUCGGAUUUCUUGAUGUCUGCUAAUAUACAUUCUGCAGUUUCACAAGGCAGGCAAGAAUUGGAAAGUACUGACACGGAUCUCUACAAUAUGGAGAGAUUCACAUUUAUACCUGAAAAUAAAGGAAGGAUAAAUAGUUCAGAUGGAGACCCAGGCUUUUCAGAGCAAGUAAGCAUAGAUGCAAAGAAGUCUGAUGGAAGUGCAGGAAUUGUCGGACGUGUCAUUCCAUCUCUAAGCAACCUGGAGAAGACAAGUGCCGUCGAUUGGAACAGUUCGUCAAAAGUACAAGACUACUUAUCAGAAAUAAGGACACAAACACUUCCAGUUGCCCCCCCGCACAAGACGAUCAUGUUGAAGUCUGAUCUUCAGUAUGAAGAAAUGGCUAAUUCUAGUACUCUCGCAUACAAUCGUAAUCAUGGUGGGCCAAACGAAAUUAAUAGAUAUCAACAGAAUGACAACAGUGAUUCAUCUCAAUCCAUCUACCAAAAUGUGCCACCACCACUACCUCCAAAGAGAUACCAGUCACUGCUGCAUUCAGAGGAUACCUGGCAAGCAUACGGUAGGAGACCUGCUUCAGACCCUCGGUUAAUGAAUACUUAUAAUCCAAGAAGAUUUCCAAACACAUCCCCUUCUAAAACAAACAAUCUGCGAACUGAUGAAGCUGCAGAAGUCAAGGCGAGCACAUUAAAAAACUGCACAUCUACUUUUCCUGACCAGAGAAGCAGGGAUCUGCCUACAAGUGUGACAAAUGACUCCAGUGAAGGUGUUCUACUUACCACAUAUUUUUCUGUUGAUAACUGCAUGACAGACACUUACAGAAUGAAAUAUCACCAUCAGAAGUCUCCGUUUUAUGGCAUGGGUACUAAAGGAGGCAGUAGUCAACCAGAAGAACAGAUGUCAUCAUCCGCAAAUUUCUUGAUGGUCAGAAACCGAACUGGCCUAUCUGAGGCUCUAAAAUCUCCAGAAAUAACAAAGACCCAAGCUGAAACAGGUUAUCCAGUUAACAAAACAGUUGCAAAGUGGAAUCCAAUAACCCCAAGGCUGCCAAGAGAGCCAAGUUACUGGUGAAAAGUGCUAUGAUCAAAUGCUGAUGACCAGAUUAAAGUGAAUGAGGACACUGCACAUUUGUAUCUUCCCGUCUGGACAGUUCACCGUAGCUCAAGGGCAAGAUUAGUGGCAGCGUGGUACUCGCUAGUAUAGGGCAGGCCCGGUCACAAAGCUGCACUAUUUCUAGUAUUUCGUUUUUGACCCGUUUAGCGUAACUGAAAAGCGUUUUUACCAUGAAGACGUUUCUACAUAUUUUAAUACCGUUGGAUUAACGUGCUAAUUUAAGCAAAAUCUGCUUCUUUCGUAUCUGCGUACCAAGAGAAGAACGUCUUCUUUUUUUUUAAGGCUUGACGUUAUUUCAGUUGUAAAGCCUCAUGUAAGCAGUGCAGAUUUUUCUAAUGAACAUACUUAAAUGUUGGAAUGAAUUGCAUAAUCGGUUUAAUUUCUACCCCGUGAUUUUAAGGUGGAGUUUAAAAUUUGAGAAUAAGGUGAAAACUGGUUUACUAUUCACCAAAAACCAAGAAGUGAAACUCUGUUAAAAUGAUAAAACCAGACUGUUGCUCUCAUCCCCUGCAAUGAUUUGGGAAUUUGCAUUAUAAAAAAAAAAAAAAAAUGCGGAAUACGUGGCAUCAAAAAUUGGAUGGGGGGAUGGGGACGACGGAAAACAUCUCAAGGACCACAAAACUACUGGAAGACGAGGCCUUGCGACUUGACGCUGUCACCGGAGCCCUCUGCUGGUCUGCGGAUUACGGCAGAGUUCAUUCCUAACAGAGGAGGAGUGCUCAGUAUGGCCAAGGUGACCCCAUUUACAUGUUUUCAUUUGUUUUAACGUUACAAAUACAAAAAUGAGGCAGCUAAAGAAAAAAGGUGACAACUCUGGGCAGCAGUUAAAACUCCUCCAGUUAAGGCGGUGGCCACCAUUUUACGUAUUUCUAACUGGCGUCUAAAAACGACAAAACACUACGCGUCUGAUCAAUCAAAAAAUAGCACACAAUAAAAGUAACCGUUAAGGUCACAGUGCGUAUGGGACUGAGGACGCCAUUUCACGCCUCUGCGUAAUCACUUUCGCCAAAUGUAAAGUAACUAGGAUAUGGUUUAUUUUUUUAACUUGUUAUCGAUAUUUUUAAUACACUCCCUUCACUUGCUGAUUUUUAUGCUCUUGUAUACGGAUUGUCAAGUAUGACACUAACAAUGUAAAAAACCUAAGUUGCUAGGAAGUGCCUUUCUGUACGAUACCAGAUCUGUAACUUAUGUAAAUGGCGAUUUUUAUGAGAGGAAAAUGUUUAACAUUUUAUAGCAAUAAUGUACAAAGAAGGUUGCUUUUUGUAAAUUUUGCAUCUUAUAUAUGAUAACAUAUGAAUAAAUGUCAGAAUCUGA
This is a messenger RNA of Polypterus senegalus (gray bichir), 5626 nucleotides long. RefSeq names its product inactive ubiquitin carboxyl-terminal hydrolase 53-like. Gene Ontology annotation, cellular component: cell-cell junction. Gene Ontology annotation, molecular function: cysteine-type deubiquitinase activity. NCBI's taxonomy places the organism in Eukaryota, Metazoa, Chordata, Cladistia, Polypteriformes, Polypteridae. The record is from RefSeq and is a predicted model, not a curated record. Bases 1013 to 4270 code for a protein of 1085 amino acids. Gene Ontology annotation, biological process: sensory perception of sound; protein deubiquitination; response to auditory stimulus. The transcript has 18 exons.